AUGGAGCACCACGCACCUCACCCGAAAGCUGUCUUUGAAGGAUACUACAACAAAUUCAAGCUGCCGUCAGGGGCUCACUUGCUCAUCAUCAUCUCCGAAGUCAGAGGGGUGAACAAGAGACCCAAUGAGAUCUCAUGCGUCUAUGUACCUCAAGAUGCUUCGAAGAUCUACCACAAAGAGCUGUUCCCUGAAACCCUGGACAUGCGGCGGCUUGGACCCAAGGGUGACGCCUUCAUCCUUGAUGCACCAGGCAUAGGACACGUGAAAUGGCUCGAAGACUCGACGACUGAGUUCCAACUCGAUCAUGAGCUUUUCUCGCUCCACGCCACCACGACCUCCAGGGUUCCUUGGUCUGACACCGCGAACACGCCCGAAGGACCCUUGGUGUACUUGCCGCUGCCGUUACACUGGCACGUACAAUCGCUGGGCUCUCAAUGCAAAUUUGAUCUGCAGAUACGCGACUACAAGCUUCCACCAGAAGAUGUGUCUGGCGAAGCCAUUGUACACGAGGAGAAGAACUAUGCAUUCUCCUUUCCUUCUGCGCACAUGUGGGUCCAAUGCCGGGAUGGGGGCAGAGGCUUCUGCUGUGCGGGUGGUCAGAUCCUGGGCAUGGAAGCAUUCCUACUUGGCUACCGUAGCAAAGAUCUAAACUUCGACUUUCGACCACCAUUCGCUACACGUAUCGCUGGUCUCAGCCCUUUCAUGUCGUAUACCACCGACUGGGAGAACAGAGCGUUCGAGCUCAGCAUUCAGAGCUUCCGGCAGAAGAUCGUGGUGAAGGCUGUUGCACCGAAAGGCACAUUCUUCCCACUCAGCCCACCAUUCGACGACGGCCACCGGGAGAAUUACUUGAACCAAAGUUUUCAAGCCACUGUCGAGAUCAAGAUAUACGAGAGCGGGUGGUUAAGUCCUUGGCAGCUUGUCAGAGAAGACUCGUUCAGCGAAGCCAGCUUGGAGUUUGGAGGCGGCUAUUAUCCACUGGCUGGGAGCGACCAGCAUUUCAACUGA
This is a messenger RNA of Saxophila tyrrhenica, 1008 nucleotides long. RefSeq lists its product as uncharacterized. Gene Ontology annotation, molecular function: tocopherol cyclase activity. The record is from RefSeq and is a predicted model, not a curated record. The coding region runs from base 1 to 1008 and encodes 335 amino acids. NCBI's taxonomy places the organism in Eukaryota, Fungi, Ascomycota, Dothideomycetes, Mycosphaerellales, Extremaceae. The transcript has a single exon.